This is a messenger RNA of Cuscuta epithymum, 2577 nucleotides long. The record is from the annotation of a GenBank genome assembly. NCBI's taxonomy places the organism in Eukaryota, Viridiplantae, Streptophyta, Magnoliopsida, Solanales, Convolvulaceae.
CCCAAUUGCUUCCUAAUGGGGUGCUUCACACUUCGAACUUGGAAGAAGCGAUUUCGACUUUGUCCAUCCUUUCGCAGCAAAACCUAUUUAAACCCUAAUUUCUUAAUUCUACUUCCAAUUUCUCAUCCGAUAAUUUGAAUUAAUUAAUUCAAUGGGAAGGGAACUCCCAGAAACCAUCUCUUCACCACUCAAUUCUCCCGGGGCUCCUGGUAACAUUACUAAUAUCUCGGGUCAGGUCCGAUGCGUUACCGAAUGGUCGCUGGCUUUGUCUGACUUUACGGAAAAGGGAAGCGAAGAGGCUGCCAGCGAUGACUUCUGUCUGAAAUCAUUACCUCCCGUUCGAAGUGAUUCACAUUGGUCCCAACCGUGGAGUAUCCAGGCAGCAGUGAACCUUUUGGAUCCGAAAUUUUAUGGAGGUCUAGACUCUAAGGGCGCCGAACCUGAUUGGACGGACACGUGGAGCCUUAACAAUGGUCCCGAUCAUCGUUUCUCUGCUUCUGUUUCUGGGUUGUCGGGUUUGGAUUGGAAUUGGGAAGCUAACCCAAUGAUUAAGGAGUGUUCAGAGUGCAGCUAUGAUGUGAAGGAGCAAACAGUUGAAUUGGAAAAUGUACCUUUCUUUUCGAGUAUGGAUGAAUGGAAACGGACAGAGGAAAGAAAAGAACACGCAGCUUUAGGAGAUCAUUCAUUGUUAAACUUUUUCUGGGAUGAAAAGACGCCUUUGUCAAUGGGUGGAGGACUUGCUAAUUUGGGUAACACGUGCUUUCUUAAUGCGGUACUACAAUGUUUCAUGCACAUAGUACCGCUAGUACAAAGUAUUGAAGCAUAUAAUCACCCAUCUCCUUGUGAGGCUUGUAGUGAAGGGUAUUGUGUUCUUUGUGAUCUAAAAGAGCUUACAAAUGCCACAUUGGGUUCCAAGGGUAGCAUUAUCCAUCCCUGGAAAAUUGUCAACAAUUUAAGUUCAGUCUUUUUGUCUAGUUUUCAGAGGUAUCAACAGGAAGAUGCUCAUGAAUUUCUCCUGUGUUUUCUGGAUAGACUCGAAAGAUCUUGCAGUUCUCUAAAGAUGGAAGGCCAGCUUUAUUCAAAUCAUGAAAAUAUUGUGAACCAAACUUUUGGUGGUCUCCUCAUUAGUAAAUUGCAGUGUUUCAAUUGUGGCCAUUGUUCUAAAACCCAUGAACCACUGGUUGACAUGAGUUUAGAGAUACGUGAUGUGGACAGCCUACCUAUGGCUUUGGAUUCUUUCACAAAAAUCGAAAAGAUUGAAGAUCCCAUGACAAAGUUCACGUGUGAAAAAUGUAAGUUACAAGUGUUGAUUGAGAAGCAGCUUUUGUUGGAUGAGACCCCUUUAGUUGCCACCUUUCACCUGAAGAGAUUCAAAAAUGAUGGUUUUCGUGUUGAGAAGAUCGACAAACACAUAAUGUUCCCGCUCGAACUGGACUUGCUUCCUUAUGUGGAUAGACAAAAGAAACCUGCCGAAUCAAAAUACAAUCUUGUUGCAGUUUUGGUGCAUAUUGGGCUGUCGUUGCAUUCUGGGCACUACUACUGCUUUAUUCAUGCUUCUCCCAAUGAAUGGUACAUGUUCGAUGAUUCAAAGGUUAUUCAGGUCCAAGAAGAUUUAGUCAUGUCUCAGGCAGCAUAUGUCCUCUUCUAUGUGAGACAGGACACUCCCUGGUUCUCACAUUUCAUUGAAACAAAACAGCCCACACCAAGCAGUUUUUCUUCUAACCUGCUGUUUCACAAUGUUGAUCCGAUUUCUAAUCCAUCUCCCAUUAUGGAAAGUGGCUCAAUACAUAGUGGGGUUGAUACAAGUGAAGAACAAGGAAAGGAAAACGUGUGCAAUUCUUCAGAUAUCUCUUCUGCCGAUACUGAAAAGAAGAGGCCUAAUCGUUUGGUUUUCAAAGAUAACAAUAACAAAAGGGAGUUUGGGAUAACUGGACGGCUUGCAGAUGCGAUUACUACAAGUCCGUCAAGAUCUCCAAGCCAACAUGGAGAAGUCAUAACUGACAAUUAUUGUUCCAAUCCUUGUGCCCAACAGAGAUUAUCUGAUAAGAUUUCCUGUAAAGAUCAGUACCGAAAGCACUUUGUAGGGGACCCAGAAGGAAAACAAGCUUGUUCAGUAAAGACAAACAUGCCAUCAGUGGCUGCUUCACUCAUGAAAGGUUGUAUGAAGAAGAAAAGGAGAAGGGAAGUAGUUUCUGUUAGAGAAUGUGGUUUGUCUCCUUAUGGUUCUUUGCUGUCACAUCCUUUAAAGGCCAGCCACCUGAGAUGAACAGCUAAGGGAGCUAGUUUUAGAUCUACCGUAAGUAUCUGGGUUUAUAGUGUAAUGUAAUUAGGGGUAAAUAAAUUAGAUAAAUUGGUACAUUAACUACAGGAGCUGGAAUAUUUUGGAACCUCACCCCAUAAUUAUGUACUCCGUAAUAUUUUGGUACAUCUUUCGUUCACAUUUAUAUUACUUGACUCCCUGGAAAUAUUCUCACACGUAUCAUAUCACUUCAUAUGUAGUACUUGAUGAAAUGUCAACCAUUAUGUAUAUAAUUAUACCCAUUUGUCGUUUAAAUCAUCAAUACGUUGCACUUUAUU